CAGAAACGAGGUUGUUUUUAAGAGAGAAGACUCAGCUGAGUGAAGCAAAGCUCAAAGUGAAGAAGAAGAGGAAGAAGCAGAAGCAGAAGAAGAGGAAGAGCAGAGAUUCAGAGUUAAGGAGACUAGAGCAGGUCUUCAUUCGUUUUCAUUUCCUUAACUGAGAGCAACUCACUGAAUACAGAAUGCAUUUGACGGUGCUUCUGUUUGUAUCGGCGCUCUCUGUGGCGACCUUCGCCCUCGACAAUGGAUUGAUGAGGACCCCUCCGAUGGGCUGGUUGGCCUGGGAACGAUUCCGCUGUGACAUUGACUGUGAAAACGACCCCAAGAACUGCAUCGGUGAGAACCUGUUCAUCGACAUGGCAGACAGACUGGCAGAGGAUGGAUGGAGGGAACUUGGAUAUGUGUAUGUGAACAUAGAUGACUGCUGGUCCUCCAUGCAGAGAGACAAGGACGGGCGGCUGCAGGCUGACCCUAAAAGAUUCCCAGGAGGCAUCCAUAAACUGGCACGCUACAUGCAUGACAGGGGUCUCAAGCUGGGGAUCUACGGGGACAUGGGGACACACACAUGUGGCGGCUACCCCGGCACAACACUGGACAAAAUCGAGACGGACGCUCAGACCUUCGCCGACUGGGAAAUUGAUAUGUUUAAAUUUGACGGCUGUUAUUCUAACGCCUCAGUGCAAGAGGAGGGUUACCCUCGCAUGUCAAAGGCUUUAAAUGCUACGGGCCGUCCCAUUGGCUACUCCUGCAGUUGGCCGGCCUACCAGGGUGGCCUGCCACCUAAGGUCAACUACACUCAGUUGGGCGAGAUCUGCAACCUGUGGCGCAACUACGGCGACAUCCAGGACUCCUGGUCCAGUGUCCUAAGCAUCACUGACUGGUUCUUUGAAAACCAAGAUGUCCUGAUACCUGCAGCUGGACCCGGAAGGUGGAAUGACCCUGAUAUGCUGGUUGUUGGUGACUUCGGCCUCAGCAUGGAGCAGUCUCGGACUCAGAUGGCUCUGUGGGCGAUUAUGGCCGCUCCUCUUUUCAUGUCCAACGACCUGCGCACCAUCAGCAGCGAGGCCCGCAACAUCCUGCAGAACAAAAUGGCCAUCAGCAUCAACCAGGACGUCCUGGGCAUCCAGGGAAGACGCAUUUUAAAGGAGAAGAGUGGCAUCCAGGUGUUCUGGCGUCCCCUGGCAAACGAUGCCAGUGCGUUGGUCUUCUUCAGUCGUCGUACUGACAUGCCCUACCGCUACCAGACUUCCCUCAGCAAACUCAACUACACCACCGGCAACUACAAGAUCUAUGAUGUCUUCACUGAAAAGACCAUGGUGCUGAAAGACUCCACUGACUUUGUGGUGUCGGUGAACCCGACGGGUGUGGUCAUGUGGUACGUGGGUGCGCCCGCCAAACGUAACUUUCGCCAGUUCUACAGAGGCGGCAGACUCCAGGGAUCUGCAUACGAUGAUGAGGACAACACCAUUAAAGAGUUCUUCCUCUGAUCUCUGACUCACUGAACAUAAUAAUCACAUCACUGUUUCUGCCUUGUGGCUCUUGAUGAGGCAUUAACUGAGAAGGGACAGAGGGCUGAUUUCUGUGUUUUACCAUGAAGUGCCAACAAACAGCUCUAAAUUGUGUUAUCUUAAAAGAUUGGCACUAUCAAGUUCAAGUAAUAAAUUCACUUUAAACUCGGGGUCAGCCAUUUUACAUCUGGAUAUGUCCCUUAUCUCAAAUUCUUUCAUGUCAUGAUUUUCUCAAAUUCUGCACUUGCAGUAUCAAUAUUGAUCAAGUAAGUGAAGGGGUCCAAAACUAAGCAUAUUAUUAUAUUAUAAUGAGAAAAUCAAUGAUUCUGAAAACAUGAGAAGAUAACAAAAAAAUUGCAAUGCUACUUUUUCUGAAUAUUUACAUUGAAAUUGUGAUUUUUUUCCCAACAAGAUUUCUUUUAACCUAUCGAGGUCUGGAUGUUGCACUGCUCAGGAUAUUUUUUUUUUUUUUACCUGUUUUUAGGAAUUUAAGAGUUUUUAAGAAUAUGAAAUGAUUCUGUGAAUUAUGUGUUCUGUCUUCACUGAAUUAAAUCUAUCUUUUCAAUCUGCAAA
This is a messenger RNA of Centropristis striata (black sea bass), 2081 nucleotides long. RefSeq names its product N-acetylgalactosaminidase, alpha (gene naga). Gene Ontology annotation, biological process: glycoside catabolic process; oligosaccharide metabolic process; glycosylceramide catabolic process. The record is from RefSeq and is a predicted model, not a curated record. Bases 183 to 1487 code for a protein of 434 amino acids. Gene Ontology annotation, molecular function: alpha-galactosidase activity. The transcript is spliced from 9 exons. Lineage: Eukaryota; Metazoa; Chordata; Actinopteri; Perciformes; Serranidae. Gene Ontology annotation, cellular component: cytoplasm.